Messenger RNA from Cooperia oncophora, 834 nucleotides. NCBI's taxonomy places the organism in Eukaryota, Metazoa, Nematoda, Chromadorea, Rhabditida, Trichostrongylidae. The record is from the annotation of a GenBank genome assembly.
AUGGAAUCGUACAUCUGUUGGCUGGAUGGAAUUGGAGUGCGCGACCCAAGAAAGAAAGAAUUCAUUGGCAAAAUAAGGCGGACUCAAUGGGCGCGAAUAGUGAGUCAUCGUCACGAGAUUCUGAAGAACGCAGUUACGCACACAGCACGAGUGAUCAGCUAUGAGAGCCUCGAUCUCCGAAGCCCGGCAAAGCUCGUAAUCUCUCUUCGAGAGCGGCGUGGACCUAACGUUCAGGUGUCAAAAACUGCGUCUGACGCUGAAAUAAAGAAGGAAUAUAGAAGAAUGGCACUUCAGCUGCAUCCGGAUAAAUGUAGGGCACCACAUUCUACAGAGGCAUUCAAAGCACUGGGCAAUGCUUAUGCAGUGCUGUCUAAUGAAGAGAAGCGAAAACAAUAUGAUAUGUAUGGCACAUCUGAUAAUGGAAACAAUGUAAGCAGAGGACCCAGAGGGGACUUCUUCGAGUACGAUUACGCUCACGGGUUUGAUGCUGAUUUCUCGCCUGAAGAAAUAUUCAACAUGUUCUUUGGUGGCGGUUUUCCAUCGGAAUCGGUGAGAAGAGGACGACAUUUUCACCACACUUCUCAUAAGUCCACUUACACCGCCUGUUGUUACACACUUCUUCCGCUGAUUGGGCGAUUAGCUCGGUCAUUUGGCCUUCUUGCACCGUUAUGUUGGCGAUCCGGCUAUUCUUUGCAUCAUUCGAGCAAAUACCCCGUCAAACGGCUAACACAGAGUGAUUUGAGGGUGCCUUAUUUCGUGCGAAGUGAUUUUGAACAAGCAUAUCGUGGAAGAAUUCAUCAGGUACAGCCAUAUGAUUUCUGUGACUGCCAUUAA